AGUUUAAAUUAAAGCUUGACAGUUAGUGUGGACAUAAUGUGAAAUCGAAAAUAAUUUGAUUGAUGAUGUACAAAUAGAGCUUUUGUUAAAAACGGGUGACCAUAAGUAUUUUUUGAAUGCUUCUUCCAUAAUUUGCUUUAUUGUCUUCUCCAUAUCAGGUUUCAAGAUAUUUCUUUUAUAGCACAUUUUCGAAGAAAAUACAUUUUAACACCUCCUUGGUAAAUUUAUAGUUUACAGUUGUUAAAUUUAUUAAUUGCAGAUUUAAUAUAGGUAUGUACUUAACUAUAUGUUCUGGAUCAGAUUUUCAUUUAGGUCUCUGCAUAAACUAUUACCUUUCAUAUAAAAUAUACGAUUAUCUUGUUUUCAUUUUCCGAGACCUCGAUCAGUAGAAAUUUAUAUGUUUGAUUUCAUCAUUGAAGGAAUUCUUUUAGAUAGUAUAGUGGCCUUAUUUAGUUUUUGAAACUUAUUUUCUUUUUUGUGUCACUUGUGGUGACUUCAUAUGAAUGUUUAAAUAAGUAUUUUCAUUGAGAAAAGUCUAAUGGUUGGAAUUUUCUUGUAAGACUUAAUACAAAAAUUGUUUUAUACGGAGGGGUUGCACUUUUGAAAUUACUACGCAAGAAAGAAGUGUAUUCAAACAAAUUUUUAUUCAGAUUAAACAAAAUAAAAUGGAAAAUUGUUACAAAUAAUAUCGUCUAAUUGGUCGCCAUCUCGCCUUUGGCAUUCCUGAAAUCUGGACCUUAAAAACUCUUCCACCCAUAACGUACGUUAUCCAUUUCUUAACGACUGCUUUUUUUUAAUAUGAGAAUUAUUCUUGAAAUCAACUGGAGAUAGGUCUUGGCUGCAAGGAGGCCAUGGAAUAUCUCCUUUGCGAAAAUCAAUUUACUUCUUCAACCACGGAUAGAUUCUUGUUGAAUAUAUGACAGGUAGCACCAUCUUAGGCUGAAUAGCGACAUGCAUUUUCAAGAAAGUACGGGCUAUUUAUUGCUUUGAAGACAUUGCUGCGCAAUUGAAGAGUGUGAAGGUUUGUCUUCACUCUAAAAUCUGUAAUUUGAGUAAAAGUAAGCUUCUACCGCGAAGAAAAUGUUAUUGAAGUUAUCAAAACUCUCAAACGUCGAUUCGACGAUUUUUCUUAAAAUUGUAUCAUUUUUUUUCAAUUUUUGCACCUAGUGUACUUGAAGGAUUGUUUUUUAAGCUCAACUUUCAUUGUGACUAAAAUGAAGAACCAUACAAGUGCUGCCACGACCCCUCCAUUGCACGAUUCCUACGCUAAAUCCAUUCUUGGACUUGGACUUCAAGUUUGUUUCUGAUAACCUUUUGCUACAAGCCUUGCUUUUCUUUUUAUAAUCUUUAUAUUUAGUGGUGAAAUAGCAGGUUCCCUGUUUUAGACUUUUGAUGUGCAUCAAAUUCUCUUUUUAGUGCACUUUACUAUUCCGAGCACAAAUUUUAUGAAUUAUACGAUAUAAAACUAGGUAUAAUCAUUUAUGGUAACCUGCUAAUAGCGUUUAUAAUUUUUGGAUGGUUUUUUCAUAGGUUCCCCUAGAUUCCAUUGAAGUGAAAUGAGGUUGCGUCAAAUAAUAGGUAGAUACUCACCAAACAUCGAUAACCACAUUUUUUUCAACGUAUUAGCUUCAGUAGUAGUGGACAUUUGUUCAAGUACCUUUAAAAUUCUUACCUGAUUGCAAUAGCUAAGAAUAUUUCUUCGGUUAUUUUUCAAUCAACUUCCUAACGGAGAUUAAAACAAAUUUGAAUACGUCCAAGAUCUUCUUUGAACCUGUGACACAACUUUAAUUGGCAUUUCUACUUGAUCCUAUAUGUGCAUGACUAUUUUGGGGAAUUUUGUCCUGGAAAAAGGAUGAUAGGGCCUAAAGCUCGAGUAACUAACGUUCUAUUCUUCUCUGGAAUAGCAUGUGCUGGCAUUUUAGACAAUUUCAAUUGGGCAAGAUCAGACAAAAUCGAAGUGAAUUUGCCGUGGUUACCAUUUGAGAAUGAGACACGAUGCUAUGAUGAACUGGGGUGUCUCAACAUAACCCGAACUUGGUACCAUUUGAUAAAUAGGCCAUUCAAUGUAUUUCCUCUACCAAGAUCUGUGAUUAACACAAGAUUUAUUUUAUUCACUAGACUGAAUCCUUCUGAGGGUCAAAUUAUAAGGGCAAACAAUCAUUCAAUAGAAAGAUCAUAUUUAGAUGUCAAAAAGAAAACCAAAUUUAUUAUACAUGGAUUUAUAGACACGCCGUUAUCAAACUGGGUGCAGGACAUGAAAGAUGAACUCCUCAAAGCUCAGGAUGUUAAUGUGAUCGUUGUUGAUUGGGCAGGUGGUAGUUUGCCUUUAUACACACAAGCAACUGCUAAUACUAGAUUAGUAGGGAUGGAAAUUGCGAAUUUAAUCAAUUUCAUAGUGAAAAACUACGAAAUGGACCCAAGGGAUAUCCAUAUAAUUGGUCAUUCUUUAGGAGCUCAUACUGCUGGCUACGCAGGCGCCUUAGUUCCUGGUCUAGGUAGAAUAACAGGAUUAGAUCCAGCAGAACCUUAUUUUCAAGGAAUGCCUCCACAUGUAAGGCUUGAUCCAUCUGAUGCUGAGUUGGUAGAUGUAAUCCACACUGACGGUAAAGGUAUUUUCUUUUUAGGAUAUGGUAUGUCCCAACCAUGUGGACACUUAGAUUUUUAUCCUAAUGAUGGUAAAGAGCAACCAGGCUGUGAUAUAACGCAGACACCCCUCGUUCCCUUAACACUUAUAAGAGAUGGACUUGAGGAAGCUUCAAGAGUGCUUGUAGCUUGCAACCAUGUUAGAGCCAUUAAAUUGUUUAUUGACAGUAUAUCUACAAAGUGUCCUUAUAUUGGACAUCAGUGUAAAUCGUUCGAACAGUUCAAAGAAGGUAGAUGUUUCAUAUGUAAACCAGGUUCAAAUUGUGCUAUUAUGGGGUACCAUGCUGAUACAACUCCUGGACUUCUCGAAAAUAAUGAAGUACAACCUCAAUCCUCAAAGCUGCAGGAAACUGUAGGAACUAAAUAUUUUUUAACGACAGGAAAAGAAUAUCCUUAUUGUCAUCGAAUGUAUCGGAUCACUACUGAGUUAGCACAUCCACCAUUUGCAGAAAAUUGGGUACAAGGUCAUCUAAAAGCAUCUAUCUAUAGUCCUUCUGGCGUAUUACAUGCAGAAUUAACCCCAUCCGGUGAUAUGAAACUGGAACAUGGGGCUACAUAUACUACUGUGGUUUCUCAUCCCAUAGAUCUUGGUGGGAAUGUUAGAAAGGUUGAAUUAAGUUGGGAAUAUGAUAUGAACGUUUUAGAACCACGAACUUUAUGUUUGUUUUGGUGUAAUGAUCAUUUGUAUGUCAAAAAUGUUUUGGUGGAGGAGAUGGAGAUGCCUGGCAGAGGGAAACGAGACGCUCAGUUUUCAAGUAAACUAUGCUCCAAAGGCAAAAGGGACUACGCAGAUAUUGCAAAUAGAGGCAAGGGUAUUUUUGUUGAUUCAUGUUCAGCAGAUAAAUUUUCAAAAAGCUAGCAAAAACUUUUUAUUUUAUGGGAACUUAAAUGGUUUUAAUAAGCUAAUUUAGCAUAAAAUCCUUAAAGACUACUACUUCCUAGUGAUUGUUGUAGAUUAUAUUAUUAUCUCAUUUAUUUAUAUUGAAACUAGAUUUCACUGUACUAAUGUUUAUUUUCAUGCUCAAUUAGUUCAAAUGAGUUAGAGUUCAUAUCAGAAACCCACAUACUUAUACACAUAACACAUUGAAUUACUGUUGAAAAAAAUAAUUUUUUGUAAUAGACUUGGAAAAAGAAUAUUGGACAGGAGAUGUAACUAUUUUCCUUCAUUAAUAUCAUGGACAAUAUAAAUCAUUAUGUCCCUGCUACAAAAGGUUUCUGUUUUUGAUUAUAUAAAAAAACAAAAUUUAAAAAAACGAUCGAAAUCAGAACUGUUUCUUAGAAUUUCUAAAGAUUUCCUGUUUUAUAUAUUCAUUUACUAUAAAGUAGAUCAUAAGGGUGCAGUGUAAAGUGUACAAAUGUCGAGAAGUUUUUACCAACUGCUCGUUUUUUUGAGCUAAUUUAGUGACUCCCUUUUAAACUUAAUAUAACUUGCUGUAUAUUUUAUUUAUUUUAUCAACAAUGUAUCCUUUUAAUUGAACAUUUUCAGCUUACAAAUAAACCUUUUUUGAGCAAAUGUAUGUUCUAGAAACUAUAUUGGAAAUAUUUGAUCUCUUAUUUUAUGAAUUAUUCGCUAAAUGUGUAAUUUUAUUUAAUAAUUAUAAGUUAGUAAAAAUGAUUCUGAUUUUAAUUGAACCAGAGGUUGAUAAAAAAAAUGUUAUGAAGUACAGAACAUACAUAAUUAUAUUGUGAUAUUUGUUUUUAUUAUGAAAUAAAGACAUGAGUUAAAA
Diorhabda carinulata is the source of this 4370-nucleotide messenger RNA. Its product is annotated as pancreatic triacylglycerol lipase-like. NCBI's taxonomy places the organism in Eukaryota, Metazoa, Arthropoda, Insecta, Coleoptera, Chrysomelidae. Gene Ontology annotation, biological process: lipid metabolic process. Gene Ontology annotation, molecular function: triacylglycerol lipase activity. The record is from RefSeq and is a predicted model, not a curated record. The transcript is spliced from 13 exons. The coding region runs from base 1853 to 3502 and encodes 549 amino acids.